AUGGAGCCGGGCGAGCUGCCGGCGGAUCUGACCGUCGCACACGCGGACCGCGUCGACGUGGUUGUCGACGACGCGCCGACUCGCGCACCCGCUCACGUGGCGGCGAGGGAGCGCGAGUGGAGCGGCGAGGGCGGGCGGCGCGCGUGCGGCGACAGGGUGAGCGGCGAUCGCGCGUUCCAGUGGCUGCUGGCGCCCGUGUCGCCCGCGCGGUUCUACGAGCAGUGGUGGGAGCGCCGCGUGGGCCUCGUGCUUCGCCCGCUCAGCAGGGAGUACUACACGGGGUGGUUUGGGCGUGCUGACGUGGACAAGCUCUUGACGGCGGGUGUGCUGUGCUAUGGCACCAACAUCGAUGUCGUGCGGUACAGUGCGGUGCACGGCGGUGCACGGGAGACGCUUAAUGGGGAGGGCGUGGCAGACGCGGAGAGGGUGUGGGCGUUGUUCGAGAGCGGGUGCUCGCUGCGAGUGCUGCACCCGCAGCGGUGGAGUGAUCAGCUGUGGCUGCUGCUGGGCGCGCUGGAGCACCACUGGCAGGGCAACGUCGGCUGCAACGUAUACCUGACCCCGGCAGCAUCACAGGGCUUCAGCCCGCACUACGAUGACAUCGACGCCUUCGUGCUGCAGGUCGAGGGCUGCAAGCGCUGGCGCUGCUACCAAGGGGUCAAAGAGGGGGAGGAGGGCGAGGAUCGGGAGGAGGACGAGGAUGAGGAGGAAAGCGGAGGGAGAGGGGGAAGGGAUGGGGAAGGGGAGGACGGGGAGGGGCCGACAGGGGUUGAGGAGGGGUUGCUGCCGCGGUUUUCGAGUCGGGAUUUCCGGCAGCAGGAGCUGAUACAGCCACCCAUUCUAGACGUGGUGCUGCGCCCGGGUGACCUCCUGUACAUGCCGAGGGGCAUCAUACACCAGGCAGAGGCAGUGGACGACCAGCACUCGCUGCACCUCACCAUCUCCGCCUCGCAGCGCAACACCAUGGCAGACUUUCUGCACCUUGCACUGCCGCGUGCCAUAGAGGUAGCAGCAGAGGAGCAUGUGCUGCUGCGGCACAGCCUGCCACGCGACCUGUUUGACUUCAUGGGCGUCAUGCACGCUCCGCCACUCCCUGACGCCCCCACGCACACCCACAGCAACGGCAACAGCUACACUCAUGCUCCAGCCCACGCUGAUGGCACCAGCCUCGCGGCGGCACCUGCAGGGGCGUCAGAGGCCGGAGGGGAUCCACGGCGUGCUGCAUUUUUGCAGCGCGUGCAGCAGGCAGUGCAGCUCGUGGCAGCAUGCGGCCCCUGGGACUCCGCCGCUGACCAGAUGGCCUCCGCUUUCCUCCGCUCUCGCCUCCCCCCCUUCCGUGCUUCCUCUCUCUCUAUCUCUGCACCCUCUGCCUCCCAGCAAGCCCAGGAGGGAGGGGGUGGGGAAGGUGGGAAGGGCGGGGGAGCAGCGGGCAAGGGGCAAGGGGGAAAGGUGCACAAGAAGUCUCGUGUGAGGGUGAGCGUGGAGGGGGGGUGUCGGUUGGUGGUGGAGGAUGGGGUAGCGGUGGUAUACCACAUGAUGGACAACAGAAGAGAGGUGCACAAUAAGGGGGAGGAUUCAGGCAUGGAGCAAGGGGAGGAGCAAGGGGAGGGGGAAGGGGAGGAAGAGGAGACGAUGAUGUCCGGAGGGGUGGACGGGGGUGCGGCGACAGGCCGAUCGCAAGUCAAUCCAGGGGAUGCGGCCAUGUGCGUAGAAGAGAAAGAGGAGGGUGAGGAAGAGGAGGGGGCAGGCGGGGAGGGUCGGUUGGAGUUUGAGUUGCAGUGGGCGGAGCUCCUGGAGGAGGUGGUGCAGCUGGAUCAAGGCACUGCGCUGGGACCUCUGCUCAAACGCCUCUCUGCAGACUGGGAGGGGCCUGCCGCUGCUGCCACGGCUGGCAUGCUCAGUGUUGUGCAAGUGCUUGUAGACCAUGGGGUGCUUGAAAUAGUAGCCACUGCCUCUUGUCCUCUCGCCCUUAACUCGUCCACCCCUUCUUCCGCCUUCUGCCGCACCUUCACGUUCCGCGAAGCCUCGUACAUCUCCUUUGCCGCAUCGCCAUCUCCUCGCCCCACCCACAUGCACUCAGCAUCUAACCUCUCCGCGUCGUCCCACCAUCGCUCUCUCUCUCUCUCUCUCUCUCUCUCUCUCUCUCUCUCUCUCUCUCUCUCUCUCUCUCUCUCUCUCUCUCUCUCUCUCUCUCUCUCUCUCUCUCUCUCUCUCUCUCUCUCUCUCUCUCGCACGUUCAUCCUCGUGCCUCCACCUGCUUUCCGCAUACUCAUCUGCUCGCCCGCAUCCUUCCGCCCGUUCUCGUGCGCCCUCGCCCGUCGCCACGUGGCGCGGAGUGCGCGAGGUGCUGCCGCCGGCCGGGGGUCGCUGGCAAGCGCCGUGGAUGGGGGGAGGCGGAGGCGGAGGCGGAAGCGGCGCGGCGGUGCACGGGCUGGGUCACCGCGCGCUGAGAGAGGGCAUAGAGCGGCAGGUGCGAUGCGGGGAUGGGGCAUGACGAUGGGGGUUGAUUGGGGGGCGGGGGGGAAGCGAGCACCAAGACCUCUCCCCUCACCCCCACUCUCGUCCUCCCUUCCCGCCCAUCCCUCCCCUUCCGCUCCUCCCCGGCCUCCUUCCCCCCAUCAGUCCGCCCUCUACCACGCCGACGCGUCGCACAGGACACGCCGCCGUCUGCUCGCCGCGCACGCGCCCGCCGCCUCCGCCGUCGCGUCCGCCGUUGCGGGUGGGGAUAGUCCCGCGCGGCGCCGGCUAGGCGGAGGCGGAAGCAGCAGCAAGGGCGCGGAAAAGGUGGAGAAAAGCGGCAGCGCGAAGGACGUGGGGAAGUCGGCGCGCGACCCCAGCAGCAGCAGCGGCGGAGGGGCGGGCGUAAAGGGCGUGGGGACCGCGGGGAGCGCGGCGCCCCUGGGGCCGGUGGGCGCGGGGAACGGGACGUCCGUGGUGCCGUACAGCAUGUGGGGGCUGGCGCUGCCCACCGGGUCGUACUACCUGAACAUAACGGUGGGCACGCCGGGGCAGGAGGUGGCGGUGGUGAUGGACACGGGCAGCAGCCUCAUGUGGCUGCCCUGCGACUGCAUCGACUGCGCUGCUGACGACUCGCUCGCUGCGGCAGCGUACGAUUCCUCCAAGUCACCCAACUCCUCCGUGGUGCCCUGCAGCAGCCCCCUCUGCCUCGCCGACUACACCUUCGGCUGCAACCGCUUUGACGCCCCCCCCGCCCCGCCCCCCGCUCCCUCCUCCGGGGGCCUGCUAGAGGGCCUCCUGGGCGGGGGCGCGGAGGCGGGGAGCGCGGGGGAGGGCGGGACGGAGGGCGCGGAUGGAGAGUGCGAGUUUGUGUACUCGUAUGCGGACAACAGCAGCACGAGUGGGCGCGUGAUGAUCGACACGCUGGACCUGCCCACUGUGGCCGAUGGCAUGGUCAGAGACAAGAUGCUCUUUGGGUGCGGGCAGUACCAGGCGGGGAACCUGGCCAAGUCGAGCUACAUCUACGGGCUCAUGGGCAUGGGAGUGGGGCCCAUCUCGCCGCUCACACAGCUGUACACGGCGGGGCACGUGCCCUUCGCCUUCUCCUUCUGCUUCGACUCUGCUAACGACACGGGUUCGCACCUUGUGCUCGGCCGCACGCCGCCCCCCCCUGCUCUGCGCUCCACCACCCUCCUGCCCAACGACCGGCCGUUCUACUUCAUAGACGUGGUGCGCAUGACUGUGGAGGGCGCCACGCUGCCCGGCAGUGAGAACCUCGCGCCCACCAACGCCACACAGGCCGCGCAGGGAGCAGGUGGGAGCACUGGGGGUGCGGAGAGCAGGGGCGGCGUGAUAGUGGACUCGGGCACGACGCUCACCAUCCUGCCCUCCGACCUCUAUGCCUCCGUGCUGCAGACUGUGUUUGCAGGGCAGGAGGUGUUCUUCGUGCCCGAGCUCAACCUCGACUGCAUCGUCCUCGGCUUCUUUGACGGCGCCCCUCCAGCAUUCCCCGUGAUCCACAUGGAGAUGGCAGACGGGGCCGUGUGGAGCAUCCCCUCCUCCAACUACCUCAGCCGCUUCGACGAUGGGUUUGACCAGUACUACUGCGCCACCAUGAUGGCUGCGCCCGACAACUUCCCCGUCUCCGUCAUCAUUGGCGAGACGUGGGUACUGGACACAUACAUUUCGGUUGACAUCGAGAAGAAGCAGCUCGGAUGGGCUCCCCUCAACUGUUCAUCGGGCGAGUACCUGACAUUCAACUACACGCGAGACCCCUUUGCCGACAUGACUUAUCUGCAGCCCCCUCCACCCACUGCCGCCGCGGCUCCGCCCUCCUCGGGCUCUUUGCUGCCUGCGUGGGCCAACCCCCUCGCCUCUGCAACCCCAUCACCCCCCUCCAACGACUCCUCCAACUCCUCCGCGCCCUGGUCAGCAUCCAUAUGGAAAGGUAACAUCUGA
Molecule: messenger RNA, 4416 nt
Organism: Closterium sp. NIES-65
Lineage: Eukaryota; Viridiplantae; Streptophyta; Zygnematophyceae; Desmidiales; Closteriaceae
Source: the annotation of a GenBank genome assembly